AUGCAAUGCACGUUACGGACGCGCGACGCAAUCAUCUCGGCCAGCUUCACGAUCUUCAACGACGAUAAAGACGACGAUGACGACAUCGACCGUGACGAAAUCAACGACGACGAUGACGACAUCGACCGUGACGAAAUCAACGACGACGAUGAUGACGAUGACUAUGGCGACGAUGACGAUAUCGCGAUGACGACGACGACGUGUCGCGGUGUCGCCAGGCGGACGAUGGCGUCGUUGAUGAUGGUGCUCAGUCUUCUGCCGCUCUGCCUUUCACUAGAAUUGACGUUUGACAACGUUACGAACAUCACGGCCCACGAGGUGAAAGAUCUUGUCAACACAACCACAUUGACGCUCUCUGGUUCGGCCAUCACAGCGAUCGAUUCGGACACGUUCUCUGGCAUGGAGCAUCUAAAACAGCUGACCAUAACAGACAGCAGUCUCGCUGAAGUUCCGUACUCAGCUUUAGGAAAUCUGAAGUGCCUAAAAACACUCGAUCUGUCGUCGAAUCUCAUCGCCACUGUCCACAGCGAUAGCUUCGUCAACGUUUCCAACACACUACAGCACCUCCUACUCGACUCCAAUCACAUCGAAGCGAUACCAGUCGAUGCGCUGCGGUCACUCUAUAAUCUACAGACGCUGUGAGUUUGCAUGUGCUUCCCUCACCAGCGACGAUGCUGCUCCGUGCGUGCGUAAAAGCCU
Priapulus caudatus is the source of this 699-nucleotide messenger RNA. RefSeq names its product leucine-rich repeat-containing G-protein coupled receptor 5-like. The record is from RefSeq and is a predicted model, not a curated record. The coding region runs from base 1 to 642 and encodes 213 amino acids. Lineage: Eukaryota; Metazoa; Priapulida; Priapulimorpha; Priapulimorphida; Priapulidae. Gene Ontology annotation, molecular function: protein binding. The transcript is spliced from 6 exons. Gene Ontology annotation, cellular component: extracellular matrix.